Melozone crissalis (California towhee) is the source of this 3926-nucleotide messenger RNA. RefSeq names its product PAS domain containing repressor 1 (gene PASD1). The record is from RefSeq and is a predicted model, not a curated record. Gene Ontology annotation, biological process: regulation of transcription by RNA polymerase II; circadian regulation of gene expression. The transcript is spliced from 21 exons. Gene Ontology annotation, cellular component: CLOCK-BMAL transcription complex; nucleus; cytoplasm. NCBI's taxonomy places the organism in Eukaryota, Metazoa, Chordata, Aves, Passeriformes, Passerellidae. Gene Ontology annotation, molecular function: DNA-binding transcription factor activity, RNA polymerase II-specific; protein dimerization activity; RNA polymerase II cis-regulatory region sequence-specific DNA binding. The coding region runs from base 230 to 2638 and encodes 802 amino acids.
GAAGGAGGGGACCCGCACCUGCAGCCCCUGGGAAGAGCCCCCGCUGCAGGGCCGGGACGCGGCACUCGCCGCUCCGCCCGACCUUCGUCGGACACUGCCAGGACCGUCCCAGGAUUAAUUUUUCUCCAUCUCUAUUUACAUGGUGGUAAGAAGUGCUAAUCCCACUCUGUCAGUCUGGACUGAUGAAUCUGAGGAAUAGAACAGAGCCCUGUGUUGUGUAAACGAACUGAUGGAUGAAGAUGAGAAGGACAGGGCAAAGAGGGCAUCACGCAACAAAUCUGAGAAGAAGAGGAGAGACCAGUUCAAUGUCCUCAUUAAGGAGCUGUGCACCAUGCUGCAGGGCCAUGGCCACCCUCUCAAGAUGGACAAGUCCACAAUCCUGCAGAGGACCAUUGACUUCCUACAGAAACAGAAAGAAAUCACAGCACAGACAGAAGCCUGUCAGAUUAGACAAGACUGGAAGCCUUCAUUUCUUAGCAACGAGGAGUUCACCCAGUUGAUGUUAGAGGCACUGGAUGGCUUUCUCAUUGCUCUUACCACUGAUGGGAUUAUUAUCUAUGUGUCUGAUAGUGUUUCAUCUCUGCUGGGACACUUACCGUCAGAUUUGGUGGACCAAAAUAUAUUGAAUUUUCUGCCUGAAGGGGAGCAGAGCGAGGUAUACAAGCUGCUUUCUCCACAUGUGCUCAUGACAGAUCCUGUUGCAGCUGAUUUUCUCAAUGCAGAAAAACAAAUAGAGUUUUGUUGCCAUUUAGCAAGAGGCAGCUUAGAUCCAAAUGAACCCCUGAUGUAUGAAUAUGUGAAAUUUGUAGUGGAUUUUAAAUAUUUUACUCAUGUGCCUACACCCUCCUGUAAUGGCUUUGAGUCAGCUAUUGCACGGGCUUUCAGGUCAGCCCCAGAGGAGCAGAUCUGCCUGGUGGCCACCGUGCGCCUGGUCACACCACAGUUCCUCAAGGAGCUCUGUAACGUUGAAGAGCCAUGUGAAGAAUUUACAUCGAGGCAUAGUUUAGAAUGGAAGUUUUUAUUCUUGGACCACAGGGCUCCACCUAUUAUAGGAUAUUUGCCCUUUGAGGUUCUGGGAACGUCAGGGUAUGAUUACUACCACGCAGAUGACCUGGAGCUUCUUGCUAGGUGCCAUGAACACUUGAUGCAGUUUGGAAAAGGCAAAUCAUGUUACUAUAGGUUCCUGACCAAAGGGCAGCAGUGGAUAUGGCUGCAGACUCACUACUACAUCACCUACCACCAGUGGAACUCCAAGCCUGAGUUCAUUGUUUGCACUCAUCUGGUAGUUAGUUACGCAGAGGUUCGGGCUGAGAGAAGACGAGAUCUUGGCCUUGAAGAGUCAUCAAUUGAACUGGCAUCCUCUUCUCUAAAGAGCCACAGCAGCUACCUGGAGGUGGGGCAGUGCGGCAGCAGCCAGGACGCCAGCCGGGAGGGAGUGUCGCUGUCCUCGCACAGCUCUCGGCGCUCCUCGCACACCACCCUGUCCGACUCCACCUCCACAUCGUCCAUGCGGCGCACGGACACCAGCACCCCCACGCGGCCCGGGGCUCCGGGGGACAAGGCGGCGCUGCGGCUGGCAGCGCCCGGCGGCGCCCAGCCAGUGUACCAUUUCCCCACCCAGCUGGGGAUGAUGCACCAGCUGAAGGAGCAGCUGGAGGAGAGGACUCGCAUCCUGCAGGCUGACAUCAAAACACAGCAAGAGGAGCUCCAUGUCAUCAAGGAGCAGCUCCAGCUUGUGCAGGACUCCAACCUGCAGAUGCUGAUGCAGCAGCCGAUCCCCGUCAUCCUCAACGCGGCCGUGCAGCAGCCCAGCCCCCGGCGGCCCCAGGGCACGCCCCGGCACAGCACGGCCAAGAAGGCACAGCAGCCAGCCCUGCCCGGGACAAAGCAGCACUGCAGCCCCCAGCUGCUGUCACCGCAGCCAUUCCUCAGGGACCCCUGUGGCACUGCCCCCCAGGUACAGCAGCAGAAGCAGCAGCACCCAAUGAGAGGAAGCCAAGGCCAGCAAACGUGUGUGCCAGGGCAGGGCAGCAUCCCAGUGCCCUUCUACAACAGCCCCAUGGUGUUCUCCCAGGCUCACCCCAUCGCCGUGGCAGCCCAGGUGCCCACUGACAGCACUGAGAGGCAAACACCAGCUGAGUACAGCCAGGACAGGAGCCUCAGGAUGCUGCUGGAUCAGUCCAUCCAAGCCAUGAUGCCCACAGCCAACAGCAGCUGCCAGCCCGUGCAGAGCAGUGCCAGCAGGCAGCAAGGAAAGUUUGUUGCAGAGCAGCAGGGCCUGGCUCCCCCAGCAGCACAGGUGCCGCCAGCCACCUGCAGCCCCGCCCGGCCUGCAGCCCCGCCGCCCGUCUUCUCCCCGUCCCUCCUUGUCCCACACUCCAGCUUCACCUCCCACCAGCCCAGCACACCCCUGCACCUGCACCAGUGGCCACAGCAGCAGGUUCAGCAGCACCGCCUCUACCUUCAGAUGCAGGGUCCCGAGCUGGUGCCUGGGGCUCCGACGCAGCGCAUUUUCCAGCCGCCCCACGCCCCGCAGCAGAACCCCCUGAGCUACUUCCUGCACCCACAGCAGCAGAGCCACCACACACAGGGCCAGCCCUGCAACCUGCCUGACCUGCCCGAGAUGCAGCUGCCCUGAGGUCACUUGUGGGGCAAGGAGCACACGGCGCAGCCGCCGCACCCGGCACGCACGGGAGAGCACGGAGCUGUCAGAGCACGGCACCGGAGAGGUCGGGCUCAUGGGGAGGUGUGCCUGCAGGGAUGGAUGGUCUCUGACAGGGGUGCAUGGCUGCAGGGGCCUGCUUUGGGGGGAUUGCCAUGCAGCCAGAUGCAUGGAAUGUAUUCGGUGAUGCUGUUCCAGCAGCAGGGUGUGCCCUGGCCCAGCACCAUGGUGCCACUGGGAGUGGUGCCUAUUGCUGCAGGGAGGGCAGGUAUCGGCAUCAGGCCAUCAUGGAGCUCGGUUUGCAAUGGAAAAAAACCUUUUUCCAUUCAGGACUUCAAUGCUGAAAGUCACUGUGAAUUUAAGCCCAGCAUUUGGAGCACAUAGACUGUACCAGUCCACAGGACACCAUUGGAUUUCUGUGUACAUAACUCGUUUUGCUGUAGUAGGUCCAUUGUGAAGUCUUUUUCCUUUUUCUAUACCUCAGUCCCACGGGUUUUUUUCCAGGAGUUUGGAUAAUGCUGCUAAUUUACGUAACACCACUUUUGCCUGAAUUUCUUACUGUUGUUAUACCAGCUCACAUCGCAGCUAGUUCAAUAUUUGUCGUGUUUUAUUUUUGGUUAACAAGUGAAGAUAAAAUUGUAUGGUUUUUACUCCCUGUAGCCAAAUAUUUUUCAGGUUACAGACAAAGAAUCUUUACUCCUUUUUUUUUGUUGUUGUUUCAAGUGAUGUAGUUGUAAUUGUUUCUAUUCGUAAAAACAAACAAACAAACAUGCAUAGAACAGCAUAUGACAGCAAACUUUGUGGUUUUGCUAGGUCAUAUUUCAAUUUGGCAAACCCAAAAUGUAUAAUCACAACACACGAUGUUACAAGCCCAUAGGGUCAGCAAUAAAUUGUAUUUUUGUAAAUUGUCACUUUUUAACUGUAAGUUUAUAUUUAUGAAUUGAAAAGCCAGUUUAUUCCUCAGUGGGUGUAUAGUUAAGUGUCCCUACUGUUUGUGUCUUUCCAAAGGAAAACUUUAAAAGUACAUUUUUGGAGUGUUAGUAGCUGAGUACUAACUUUGGGCAUUGUUAGAGCCCAAAUGUAGAUGGGUUUGGCCAUUACUAUAAACUUUGCCAGGCAGUGAAGGCAGUGGUUAGUUAGGACCAGGGAGCAGAGGACCAUUAGGACCAGAGCAGUAAAGCUCUAGCUGGCAGACAGAGCAAGGUUUAGAGAGGAGUUAGUUCCUGACGUUUAGUUCCUAAUGUCUGUUGAAACCAAGUGAAGA